Stylophora pistillata is the source of this 4588-nucleotide messenger RNA. Its product is annotated as double-stranded RNA-specific editase 1. Gene Ontology annotation, biological process: RNA processing; adenosine to inosine editing. Lineage: Eukaryota; Metazoa; Cnidaria; Anthozoa; Scleractinia; Pocilloporidae. Gene Ontology annotation, cellular component: nucleolus; cytoplasm. The record is from RefSeq and is a predicted model, not a curated record. Gene Ontology annotation, molecular function: double-stranded RNA binding; tRNA-specific adenosine deaminase activity; adenosine deaminase activity.
ACGGGAUCUACGUAUGGAAGACAACGCAUGUUUUGAUACCAUCGUGGUGGACUCGUACCAUAUCAGCGCUUUGUUUCACACUUUGAAGCCUACCAAGGACCGAUUUUGUCACGAAAUUACUCAUUCAAUUCUCCGAGACUACAGAGAGGCGAAAUGUUUGGUAAUCUCGUGAACAAGAACGCUCGCUCAGCUUUCAAAGAAUAUGGUGAACACUGUGGCGCGCUGGCGAACAUUGAAGUUGCUACCAGCUCCACAGAAAACCCACAUAACCCAAAGUUUGUGGCCGUUGCGAAACUUGGCGAUCGCGCCUUUCUUCCUGCCACGGCUUCAACAAAGAAGGAUGCUAAGGAAUACGCCGCAGAUCUGGCACUGCAAGAACUUGCUCGAGAACCCUAUGGCAGGUUUCAAGAGAAUAUAAAUGGAGGAGAAUUGCCAGAAAUCUCUCAUGGGUUUGUUGGAAGACGCAGAAAUGUUUACACUCGGAGGCAGCAUGCAAAGAUGAAGAGCACUGAGCUGUCAGCACCACCAGAUAAGGACCCUGUCAUGUUGCUUAAUGAAUUUGGACAAAAACGGGGUCAGCUGGUGAAGUUUGAAGAUGUCCAGUGUAUGUAUCCUGGGUUGUAUAAGGCUCAGGUUACUGUAGGAGAGGCAACAUUUGGACCAAAGUCAAGCUCCACAAAGAGGAUGGCAAGAAAGUUGGCAGCUAUUGUGGCGUUGAAAACUCUGAUGAAUUGGGAACCUGCAGAGGGUCUGUAUGAUACCCCAGAGGAAAGUCCUCACUGGUCUGUUAGUCCUGGUGGUCCUGCACAGAUGGCACAGGGAGACCCAGCCCAACGAAAAGCUGUGUUAUACAAAGAUCCUAUCAUGCUUUUAAAUGAGCACUGUCAGAGGAACCAGCUUAAGAUUUCAUAUGAAGAUCUUCCUCAUUUGGGCCCUGAUCACAAGAAGACCUUCUCAUGCCAAGUCAUAGUUGGAGAAAGGAGUUUUAAAGAAGGAUCCGGUCCAACCAAGAUUGUAGCCAAGAAGAAUGCAGCUAUACAUGCUUUGGAAAGCCUGUUUGACAUGCCUGUUGAAUUAGCUUCCAAGCCAGGCCAGGCUAAUCAGAUGAAAGUUGAUAGGCAUCCUGUCAGUAUUUUGAAUGAAUAUGGACAAAAGAAAGGAGUAAAGGUUGAGUUUGAAGACAUGGGUCAUUCAGGCCCUGACCACUUGAGGACGUUCAACUUCAGAGCAGUUGUGGGUGAGGUGACAUAUGACCCUGGAAAUGGUCGCAACAAGAAAGAGGCAAAGAGAGAAGCAGCAGCACUUGCUCUCCAAAGCUUAGGUUUUGAAGUCAAUGUUGAUUUAUCAAAGAAGACUCCCACUACUGCAGAAGAAACUUCAAUCCCUCCUGAAGAGCACAAACUUCCCUUAACUGAUGGUAACAGUGCAGUCAGCGCCUUGUAUGAGCUCUGUCAGGCCCAUCACUUACCUCACCCAGAGGCACAAGAAGUGCGACCAGAUGAAAAAAGAGACCCUGCCCUUCAUUACUGUGCUUACAAAGUUGGCGAGGAGCUUUACAAUGUGGGAGCUGGUCUGACUAAGAAGGCAGCCAAGGAAGCUGCUGCCCAACAUGCAGUGGCAUCUCUUUUAAAACUGAAGGGGGUCCACCAUAUCUACAACCCAGGGACCACCAGUGAAGGGGAUGAAAUUGCAGCGCUGUGUUGGAACCACCUGUCAAUUCUAAGUCGUGAUGCACCAGAGGGCUGGAGAUUUGCUGGGUACAAAGUUGUAGCAGCCUUUGUAAUGCAGGAUGGUGAUGACGCUCCUGGGGUUGUUGUGAGUUUGGGAACAGGAAACAAAUGCAUUAGUGGUGACCAACUGCGCAUGGAUGGAACAACAGUGAAUGACUCUCAUGCUGAAGUGAUUGCACGAAGGAGUCUGCUGAGAUUCUUCCAUUUCCAUUUGAGAGUCUUUUUCAGUGGACAAACAGAUGUGAAGAGCAUCUUUGUCCAGAAGGAAAGGCAAGGAAAGAUUCAGCUGAGGGAUGGGAUAAAGUUUCUUCUUUAUGUGAGCACAGCUCCUUGUGGUGAUGCUGCCAUCUUUGUGAAUGAAACUUGUUGCAGCUCUGAAGAUGCCACCGAAACUAAAGCAUUGUUUGGCUCCAGGCAGCAAGGACUCUUAAGAACAAAGGUGGAGAAAGGAGAGGGAACAAUACCACUGGAUCCUCAGGAUGGUAUUCAGACUAUUGAUGGAAUCCACAGUGGUCAGCGGCUGCGUACUGCCUCAUGUAGUGACAAAAUAGCCAAAUGGAACGUCCUAGGUGUCCAGGGAGCUCUCCUCAGCGUCCUGAUUGAGCCUGUCUACGUCACUUCCAUUAUACUUGGAAAGCUUUUUCACCAAGGCCACCUCAGCCGUGCUGUGAGCAUGCGUGUUGAACGCGACAAUGAUAACAGGUUUUCAAACAAACUUCCUGGUUCUUACCAUGUCAAUCAUCCUAAACUGGAGCAGGGCCACCUUGUCAUGCAGGACCGCUCGCGAGAGAUUGAAACCAAAUGUAAAACCAAGGUGUUGUCAUUGAACUGGUCAGCGGGUCAGGACACGUCAGUUGAGGUGUUUGACGGCUGCCAGGGAAUUGCACCAAGCAAAAUGGGGAAGCCAUCUCGUCUAAGUCGACAGGCCUUGUACGCAAGCGUGAAAGAGGUUAUCAAACACAGCCAAGAUCUUGGACAUCGUCAAAUUCUUGAUGCACCGAGUUACCGCGGCGCUAAAGAACUGGCAUCAGACUAUCGAAAAACCAAAGCUAUGUUGUACAACCGCCUAAAGGAGACUGGGUAUGGCUCAUGGGAUUUGAUGAAAAAACCUCCGGAACUGAGCCAUUUUAAUUAAGGAUGUGUUUGCUAUGUUGAUAGUUUUACGUUAUCACAAAGGACAGAUUAUUACGAGUUCUGUCCUUUUCUCUGUUUUGUUUCGUACUUAACGUACAAAGACUGUAUCUAGGGCGCAGCCGGGGGUGUGCUCUUGUGCAUUUUAAUCCCCUCUCCCCUCCCUCCUUCUAUUAUCCAUAAGUCCCCUCCCCCUGUCCCUUGAAUUUUGUUUCCUUAUUGUGACUCAGUAUCUUUUCCAAAAAAAUACGUUGCUGUGAAAAAAGAUUGAGAAUAUACCAAUCAGAUUUGAGGAUGAGAUCAUCUACCUUGCGAUUUUUUAAAAUGUUAAUUUAUUUCCUUUUUUAUUCUGAGGGGAGGGGGUAGGAAAUCUCGCAACUUUUAAGGGCCUAUGUACAUGUAUAUUAGGGGAAACCCAAGGUAGAUUCGAGAGAGUGAUAAAUUCCCUAGUUGUGAAUAGUCAGCUGGGCCCAGUUGUUCGAAGGGAUAACGCUAUCCAGCGGAUAAACCGCUAUCUGAGCGGAUGAGAGUUAACAAAUCCGCAUUUGUCCAAUAUAUAUUGUUAUGUUAUCCAUCCUUCGGAAACUCGGGUCCGAAGUAAACAGGCUUGCUGUUGAGAGUAAAAUCCGAUGUUGUCAUUCCCACUGUCACGCAACACAGAAUGUCAGAGAAUACAUCUUUUAAUGAGCAGAAUGACUUAUGCAUGCUGCAUUUUAUUUUAAUAAUAAUAUAAAGAAAAAUUAUAUCGUGUUUAACCUACCGAAAUGAACUGAUGAAAAACUUUUAUAAGUCCGUGUUUUUGUAAGAGUAUUAGUUGUGCAAAAUUCAUGUCAUACCUAAAUGUUUUACUUCAUGAAAUAGUAGAGGAGUUUUCAAUUGAGCGUCGAAAAAAUAGAAUCAAGAUAAUUACAUCUACCAAUCGGAACAAAGGUUAACAUUAUUGUUAACCAGUGAGAACUCAAAGUAAACACAGGCAACCUGCUUGAAGCGCGGGAAAACGCGACUGACCAAGUUGGGAUUGGUUAUUGUUUUGCAUUUGAUUGGUAGAGGUCGUGCCGCGAGUAUUCUGGACCAAUCACAGAGUGAGGAAAAAACAAAACCAAAGCGGUCGUGGCGCGAGUAUUCUGGACCAAUCGCAGAGCGAAAGAAAAACAAAACCAAAGUAAUUUCGGACUAUUUUCGACUCUCAGUUGAAAGUGGCUCUAUUUUACAGUCCAGUAUUUGGGUCAAGUAACACGUAGCAGAUGGAACUUGCUCCAUGUAAGUUGACGAGUGAACCAACCAUAUCACAUAUGCUGCGAUUGAACUUUUACUCAGCAGCACAUUUAAUCAGUUUUUAGAACGUUUAUUUAUCUUUUUAAAAGUAUAUAAAUAAUAAUUUGUCUAUUCAACUGUGUUAUCAAUACAUAUUAAUGACGUAAAUGCCAUCUUCCCCUCAAAGGGUGUGUUUUAGAGUCAAAUCCAUGUGCGUGUGGAAUGGUUUUUGUGGUAAAUAUGGUUUACUACAAAGUAUUCGUGUUAUCUGUGUCAAUGUGUGGGAAAGAAGUGUGACUUAAGUUUGAUAUACUGAUAAUGAUAAUGUAAUUAUCAAAUUGUAUCGAAUUUCCACGGGAAAAUGUGUUUGAAAAUAGAGGGGAAAAAUCUACACAACAAGGUUAGCAUGUAGCAUGUAUCCAAGUGUGAUACGUAAUGUAAACAAGAUAAAAUAAAGAUCUCAUAUUCAUGAA